GGUUGUCUGCUUGACAGCUUUGACGUAUGUGUUGACAGUCAAAAAUAAUACACAACAAUGUAGACAACAAACAGAAGCUGAUAAAAGCAAUAAUAUACGACAAAAUGCUCAACUAUCAAUAAGCAAUAAACAUUUGCUCAUAACGACAAUAUGCGACCGCAGCUAAUAAACUACUCACUGACGGAAAUAGUGGUAUGUUUUAUUGUUGUGGGCUAUGCAGCUGUUGAUUUGGUUCCUUGCGACAAGUCGCGAAGGGUGUUUACCAGUUCUUGGGGCAUCAUCAGCGAUGGGCCAGUGGGAUCAAAUUAUACACAGGACAGCCAUUGUGAAUGGCUGAUCAAGGCCAACGAUUCAAACAAAUACAUUACUCUAAGUUUUCGUAGCAUGGGGACAGAGUGUUCUUAUGACUAUGUGUUUGUGUACGACGGCGACUCUUUCAAAUCCCCCCUGUUGGGGAGUUUUAGCGGAAAAACCGAGCCACAACAAGUGAUUGCUAAAAGUGGUUUUAUGCUUGUCCUGCUCUAUAGUGAUACAAAUUAUGUGUUGGAUGGGUUUAGAGCGGAAUUUUCGAUUACAGACUGCCCAAAUAAUUGCUCAGGGCGUGUGUGCUACAAUCAUCAGUGUGUGUGUGAGAGUGACUGGGGUGGUUACGACUGCUCAAGAAAUCUGUGUCCAAAAAACUGUGGCUGGGACAAGGGGCAAGGAAAGUGUGAAUUGGGUAAGUGUGUAUGCAGACCUGGGUACUCAGGUCAGUCCUGUGAUUAUUAUGAUAAGGAAACUAAAGGCAACAAGUGGUAUUGGCUCUCACAUUCCGAGGGUGGACUUCAACCAAGGGCUGCCCACACUGCUGUAUAUGUAGAACUGACUGAUACUCUAUAUGUUUUUGGUGGCUAUAAUCUUACUGAAGUUCUGGGCUCAUUGGAGGAGUACAAUUUUCAGAACAGUACUUGGAGGGAUGAAUUUGGGCAGGUUAUUAUUGAUAACAACCUGCAGAGCCCCAUUGAACCCAGCUCUAUAGCUGGGUUAUUUGAGCAAGCUGGGAGGGAUUGGCAGCAUAAAUGGGGAAUAAACACAAGAACCUCUUUUUUGAGGAGCCUAUUGUUGGCAGGAAGUGAUAAUACGACAAGUCCAAAAAGAAAACAAAGACAUUCAAAAUUGGAUGGUCAUAAACCAGAGCCUAGAUAUGGCCAUGCUGGUUGUGGAAUAAAGGAAGGAUUUGUUUUGUAUGGUGGAAAACUACAAAAUGGUAGUUUAUCAAAUGAGUUGUGGUAUUAUGAUGUUAGGAGAAGAAUGUGGCAGCUAAGAGGUCUGGAUUCAGAGGUUAAACCUCCUCCAUUGACAAGACACACUUUAACAUGUGUGGGGGAUAUUAUUUACCUCUUUGGGGGUGGAACAGAGGAUGGAGAAUUCUCAUCAAAAUUAUUCAGCAUUGAGUUUAGAACAAAUAGGAAGGAGGAAUGGUUACAUAUUAUACCUAGGGGCGGCAAACAGUUAGAUAUACGGGUGGUAGCGCAUAGUACUGUAUAUCACCAUCAAAGUAACUCCCUACUGAUUUACGGAGGUAUUAUGGCGGGAGUUGCAAGGUUUAGCAAAUUAUCUGACAGAAUGUUUGCUUUCCAAUUGGACAAUAAGUAUUGGACUGAAAUUCAUUACACCAGGGAACACUUAAGGGAAAAAUUUGUGCCAAGAGAAAGGGCUUUUCAUACUGCUAAUAUUUUCGGAAAUUAUUUGGUCAUAUUUGGAGGAUACUCCCACAGACAUAACAAAGAAGAGAUUUGCUAUGAUAACCAAAUGUACUUAUACCACCUAGGUUGCCAUACAUGGGUAAAUCCAGAGAUUCUAGGCAAAAAUAACGUAUCUACAUAUCCAAAACAGCAAGGCGUAUUUGCGCACGCCUCCAGCGUUAGAAACGGUAACACUCUUUUGAUUGUUGGAGGAUAUCACGGUAAUGUAAAUGGGGAUUUAUUAGCCUACACCGUACCACCGAUGAUUUCAUCGAGAAAAGGCGAUAGUUACGACCCUGAGUCCGUUUGUAUCCGCCAUAAAAACUACGUGGAAUGUUCCGCGGAUCCAGAAUGCGGAUGGUGUUCAGCCGACGAACAAUGUUACGGAAGAACAAUUGGAGCCAACUGUACAACAAAUCUACAAACUACCAGGUGUCCUGGUAUUUGCCCUGCUUUGGGCGACUGCCAUUCUUGCCUUAUCCACGGGCACGUUUACUCGGAAAUACCCACCAUGGUUUCAGCAUCACACAAACUAGGUUUAGGCGAGUGCACUUGGUGCGUUCAAAACGCAAAAUGCCAUCACAAGGAUGAUAAUUAUGGGGUUUGUGGGCUUAGGGAUGACAGUCCAAGUCAAAUACCAGGGUGGUGGGGAACAAAAGGAACUGAAGUUUUUAAGGCUGAGCAGUGCAGGGAGUUGGAUCAGAGACCUGGGCUUACUUUUAUCAAGUAUUAUUAUCCUGUCAACAUGAGCCAGCCUGACCAUGUCACCAUAAUUAAUGCAACUACAGUCGACUUCAACAGCCCAUCGAGCUCUCUAUACAAAUCGGAUAUCAUGGUCGGUAAGACCAUGGAAGCGCGACUUAUGGGUUUUCUUCGGAUACCCAGCGACAAGCAAGACUCUCUGAGCGUGUGCGUGAGCUUUUGCAACGCCACCCUCACCCUCAACUCGAAUCUCGUGGCCAACGUGACCGCCGAAAAUCUCGAGAACAAAAAGUGCAGCGAUCUCAAGUGGAACUACAACGAUAGCUCGACAAAAAUCGAUGUGGAUUUUAAAUCGGUGAAAACGGUGCAUUUGGAUAAUUUGCACAGGUCCAGCAAGAUGGAGCUGCAGCAUUAUUCAGAGGACAAUCAAAAGAGCGUGUUCACAUUCGAGUACCUCGAACCAUACGCAAACGGCACUUGCAACCAGUACAAAAACUGCCUGCACUGUCUGACGGACUCCAAAUGCGGCUGGUGCGACUUAACGAACACCUGCGAAUCCCGAUUCGACGAAGAAACGGUGACCUGUAACGUGAAAGGCGACUGGCAGUACUUGAAUUUGCAACCGAGCGCGUGCUCAAACUGUUCGAACUACAUAUCGUGCGACAGCUGCAUCAACUCAACGCUUUGCGAGUGGUGGAUAGAUGAAGCCAAGUGUGCAAGAAUAGGCCAGAAACCCGAUGCAGCCGUCUCGUCCCACCAAUGCCCGAUCCCGUGCUACAAACGGCCGAACUGCGGCGAAUGCCUCGAGCAAAAGGGCCGGUGCGUGUGGUGCGAGGCCACGCAGCAGUGCUUCAGCUUCUCGGUGUACACGAGCGAGUACCAGUUCGGGAUGUGUCGCGAGUGGCUCGACCAGCCGUAUCCUUUGGUCGUGCCGCAGGAGAACAGCCUCCUGCCCUCGGUGAAGAUGCAGGGACAGUGCAAGUCCUGCAAGCUGCAUACUAAUUGCAGUACUUGCUUGGGGACAUUGAGUUGCGGGUGGUGUUACAAUUCUUCCAAUCCCAUGACAGGGACUUGCGUCCAAGGUGACUUCAACAACCCCCAUCAAAACUGUUCGGAAGUCCUAAACACACCUGAUGCCAAAUGGGCUUACGCCCAAUGUCCAGACGUGGACGAGUGCGGACUUGGACUUCACGACUGCCACGCAGAAGCCAUUUGCACCAACACAGACGGUUCAUUUAGUUGUCACUGCAGAAAAGGUUAUAUUGGAGACGGUAGGACCUCCUGCAUAAGAACAUGUUACAACGUGUGCAUACACGGCGUGUGUCAAGGAGAACCGAACUACGCUUGCAAGUGCCACUUGGGAUGGUUCGGCGACGAUUGCUCGAAAAAUUGCGGCUGCAACAAUCACUCGGCCUGCCCGGACGGAGUCGGCAUUUGCUCGGAAUGCAUGGACUACACGAUGGGAGAGUUCUGCGAGUUCUGUAAGCCGGGCAGCUACGGUAACGCUACCACUGAAGCAGGUUGCCGCAAGUGCGACUGCAACGGCCACGGUAACAAAGACCGCGGCGAAUGCGACAUAGAAACCGGGGUGUGCUAUUGCGAAGAUAACACCGAAGGUGACCACUGCGAAAAAUGCAAACCGAACUAUUCGGGAGAUCCGAGAAAAGGAAAGCAAUGUUAUUACCAGUGCGAAGCCAGGGGCGUUCUAACGGGAAUCAGGGGGCAGGGAAUCAGUUCGCUGCAGGCAUAUAUCCCGCCUUAUGGCGGGCCACCUACGAGGGAGUGUCUCUGGAUUAUUAAUCCUUUGGUGGAUGUUGGUACUUCCAUAGUACAGCUAGAGAUAAAUUCCAACCAACUAAACAUUAGUUGUGGAGAAAAUGCAGUUUAUGUUUAUGACGGACUACCAGAAUUGGUAGAAAUGGGUAGUCAGAGCGCUUUAUCGGCAGUAAUAUGUAGCGAGGAAUCUCUACCAACAACUAUAGUCGAGUCCAAAAGAGGCCAACUAACUGUUCACUACAAACAAGGCAUGCCAGGUGAAGGUUUCAGCGCCGCCUACAAAGUCUUGCACUGCGAAGAUUGUCUGCCGCCCCGAGCCUGCAAAAACGGUCAGUGCGUCUGCGACGAAACGUUGGUUGGAACGAUGUGCCAAGAACAAAUUUGCCCGAAGAAUUGCUCGUAUGCCAAAGGACAAGGGACGUGCGACAAAGCGUACGGCAGAUGCCUCUGCUCGCCCGGAUGGGCAGGUGUUUCGUGCAACGUAAAACAAACCAAAAUGCAAAUCGUAUUUACCGAACUGUUCAACACGAUCCGACUUGCAGACAAUUUAGAGCACCUGCGCAAAACGCUGCCUAGAUUCGGCCACUCCCUCAUCUCGGACCGCCGCGGCUCCCUCUGGAUGUUCGCCGGGUACUCGCUCUCGCACGGCCCUCUAAACGACAUCCGUCUCUUCGACACCAGGAACAUCACGUGGAUGCAAGUCACGGUAGAAUCCACUUUGGACGCCAAAAUGCCGCAGGGCCGGUACUUUCACAGCUCCGACAUCAUUCAUUCGCGACAGGCAAUUUAUGUGUAUGGCGGGUUGACGAAGAAAACCAAGAACUGGAAUAACAGGACUUUGAACGAUUUUUGGCAAUUCGAUAUUCAUAAUCAGAGGUGGAGCGAGGUGGAAAGAAGGGGGCUGUGGCCCCCACCACUUGCUGGACACACUUUAACAUCUUACAGAAACUCCACCGUGGAAAGCUUGAUAAUAAUAGGCGGCGGCUCCCCUCAAUACGGUUUCCGCAACGUGGUAUGGGAAUACCGCCUGGACAAAGAACACUGGGUACCGUGGAACACCAAGGGCAACGGUCCGACCGGUAUUUUCGGUCAUACCACGGUAUUCCACAAUCCGACCAACGCCCUCUACGUGUUCAGCGGUUACACUUACGACAACGGCCGCUCAUUUCUAUCGAACAAUUUGUACAUGCUCAACUACGAAACCAAAAUGUGGACGGCAUUGCAACAUUUGGGCGCCCAGUUAUUCCCGCAACCAAGGGCUUUUCAUUCGGCUGUUACUACAGAUGAAUAUAUGCUUAUUAUGGGUGGACGACUUUAUCCUUGGAAUAUAAGUGAUACAUUGUAUGCUUAUUCUUAUAGCUGUAAUCAGUGGAUUAAUCUUAUGGGUGAAAACGUGGACAAAAUAGGCCCGUUCCCGGUGCAAACUUAUGCUCAAGCCAUGACAAUAGAACCAGACGGCGACGCAGUCUACGUCAUAGGAGGUUGGGGACAGGACACUCAAAGCAGCGUGCUGCGAUUAGAAAUACCCAUCGAUUUGUGCAACUUGUGGUCCACGCGCCACACAUGCCUGAAAAACUCAGGCUGCGGAUACUGCGCGAAACGUUUAGGAGACGAAUUGGUGUCAGAAAUUUGCCACAGUAACACCCAGGAUUGUCCCUUGCAAGACUCGAAUUCAAACACUUCUAAUAUUUCGAAUCAAGGCGGCAAAUGCAAUGAGACGAAGCCGGUUGAAAAUUGUUCCGUUCUUUCCGAGUGUACUUCUUGCAUAAGAAAUCACUGUUUUUGGUGCAACGACGCUUGUACUAGUAACAGUUCGUGUACUGCUACGUUGGCUGAAUGUCCUUAUACUCAGUGUUGGGAUCAGAAUAAGAAUAACAACUGUAUAUCACAAGUCCCAGACGUUUCCAAAAACGCCCCGUGCAUAAACUUCACCGACUGCAACAGCUGCAUGCGCAACAACUGCCGCUGGUCCACGCAGCUCGACGAAUGCAUAUCCGAAUCGUACCAAUCGCUGUACUGCGCCGGCGGCGUGUGCGGCCUCGUGCUGCAAGACCUCGAGUACCAGUACUGUCCGGAGCCGUGCAAAGCGUUCGACGUUUGCUCGAGCUGCUUGAGGCACGCGCAUUGCGGGUGGUGUGCCACGCCGGGUACCGGUGGCGACGGCUUUUGUACCGAAGGAUCCGGCGAGAGGCCGAUAUCGGGGACUUGCAUAGAGGCUUACACCGAGAUGACGCCAGAGUUUGAUGAAGAUGCUUUUAACUCGAGUUUCUCAUGGCAUUACGUAAAGUGUCCGCCCGAAAACGAAUGCACCAACAACCAUCACACUUGCGACAACAAGACGGAAAUAUGCGUGGAUUUGGAGGAUGGAUUUGACUGCGAAUGUGGUACAGGUUAUAAAUUAGGCCCGACAGGUUGCGAACCUAUUUGUCCUCUAGGGUGCGUGCGAGGGCACUGCGUUCAGCCUAACGUGUGCCAAUGUGUGUUCGGCUAUGUGGGAGCUAACUGCAGUAUCCAGUGUCAGUGCAACGGCCACGCUAACUGCGAAGGUCCUGACAAACUUGACAAGUGCUUGUUUUGCCAUAAUAACACGAUGGGCGCUCAAUGCGAGAAAUGCAAACCGUUGUUCGUUGGAGACCCGAAGGACGGUGGAGAAUGCAUACCAUGCCUAGAAUACUGUAACGGACAGAGUCACGUGUGCGUGGACAACAGCACCUCCAUCGACAUUGUCGAUUACACCAGCAUUAUCAAGGAAGGCCCCAAGAAGAACGCCUACUGUCUGCACUGUUCCAACCUCACGACAGGCAGCAAAUGCGACGAGUGUAUACCGGGAAAUUUCCGAGGUUCCGAAGACCUGACCGACCCUUGCAGACCUUGCGACUGCCACGGCCAUGGCGACACUUGCGAUCCCAUAACCGGAGACAAGUGCAAUUGCAAAAACAACACCGAGAGCGACACCUGUGGCGGCUCUGGAAAAAAUUCCGCCAACCCCUGUUGGAGCGUGCAGUGCUCCAAGUGCAAAGACGGCUACCUCGGUACUCCCACCUCAGGACAUCAGUGCUACAAGCACAUGUCAGUCGAUUCCAAGAUGUGUUUCGAUGCCAAACCAAUUGACGAAUGCAAGAUAAAACCGAAACCACUGCACCCCGGCGAAGUGGUGUUUUUCGUCAUCCAACCGCGGUACAUGAACGUAAACAUCCGAAUCAUAGUCGACGUCACGCAGGGCAAACUAAACGUGUUCAUGAGCACGCACGACGACACCUACGUCGUGCUGCCGGACUACACUACCGGCGGAAACAAGAUCGAAAUCGAUCCGCAGUACAGCGUCUGGGAGAAUGGCACCAGCAAAAACAAGGUCGAGUUUUUGGAGAAGGAGGCGCAGGGCUUAAGGACCUACAUCACGGUCACCAAGCCUAAUACCAUACUGCUGGUGAAGAAUUUGCAGGAUAGGCUUGUCAUUACUCUACCGGAGGAACAUCACACCUUAGUGACAGCAAAAUUCUUCCUCGUCCUUCAAGCGCUCGAGCCCACUCAUCUGGACAAAAAGGUAUCGUACGGCAUCGUGUUCUCGCGCCAGGAUCAGCUGCACAUCGACCUGUUCGUCUUCUUCUCCGUCUUCUUUUCCUGCUUCUUCUUGUUCCUGGCCGCGUGCGUGAUCGCGUGGAAAGCGAAGCAGGCGGCGGACGUAAGGCGCGCGCGCAGAAGGCACGUAGUCGAGAUGCUGCACAUGGCCAAGCGGCCCUUUGCCACCGUUACAGUUAACUUGAACAACGGUAGAACAAAAACGAAGAAAAAUACUCAUUUCGAUUUGCGACCCGUCGCUGUCGAGCCAACAGGAGAUGGACUAGCAGCUGUUGCUACAGUUCUAGUAAGUCUGCCAGGAGGAAAUAAUCCUUCAGUGAAGCUUGCCAUAGCUUCCUCCCUAAUUUUACUUGCCAGACAAUUUCCCAAUGGAGGGAGAAUAUUUUUGAGGCGGCGGUCCAUACACGCCUCGCCCCCUACCUAAUUAUAUCCUAGGUGUAAUUUAUUAUGAAUUGUUAUUAGUUGUUAAUAUAAAACUCAAAUAAACCAAUUUUUAUAA
Molecule: messenger RNA, 8280 nt
Organism: Brassicogethes aeneus
Lineage: Eukaryota; Metazoa; Arthropoda; Insecta; Coleoptera; Nitidulidae
Source: the annotation of a GenBank genome assembly